This is a messenger RNA of Penicillium chermesinum, 1593 nucleotides long. Its product is annotated as putative plasma membrane antiporter. The transcript is spliced from 9 exons. Gene Ontology annotation, molecular function: sodium:proton antiporter activity. Gene Ontology annotation, cellular component: plasma membrane. NCBI's taxonomy places the organism in Eukaryota, Fungi, Ascomycota, Eurotiomycetes, Eurotiales, Aspergillaceae. Bases 1 to 1593 code for a protein of 530 amino acids. The record is from RefSeq and is a predicted model, not a curated record. Gene Ontology annotation, biological process: sodium ion export across plasma membrane; proton export across plasma membrane; regulation of membrane potential.
AUGCUGCACCCAAUCCUUGAUCUUAGCAGCCUGAACGCGACGCUUACUUUCUCCGGGCUGUUUAUCCUUGCGUUCGGCUUCAUAUCGCUCAAAAUCAAGCAGCAUUGGUACCUUGGCGAGGCAUUGCCAGCAUUCGUGAUCGGCGUUAUCCUGGGUCCGUUCUGCGCGAACUUCAUCAACAUCCGAAACUGGUCGGACCAAGAUGAAGAAGGGGAGAUUGCAUAUGGACUCACCCGCUUGGUCAUUGGCAUUCAAAUGGUCAAAGUCGGCUACGAGCUGCCCAAGCGAUAUUUGCGACAGCGCCUAAUGGAACUGACCAUCUGCCUUCUGCCACUAAUGACCUUACAAUGGCUGGCAACGUCUGCCUGUAUCCUCCUGAUGGUCCCACGAUUGUCUUUCCUCUCUGCAUUGAUCAUCGGAUCGUGCGUGAUUUGCAUCGACCCGAUUCUCUCCCAGGCCAUCGCAAAAGGGCCCUUCGCCGACAAGUAUGUGCGGCGCCAUUUGCGGGAAUUCAUCUCAGCGGAAGCCGGAGGGAACGACGGCUUUGGAUUUCCGUUUCUCUUGCUCUCCGUCGCUAUUCUGAGGUAUGCGGACGUGGACCCGGACUCCCCUGAUCUGCGAAGACGCGAUUGGAUCGGAGAGACGAACACAGGGCGAUUCGGAGGAGAUAUCAAGCAGGCUCUGGCGCAUUGGGCGGUGGAGGGAGUGCUUUAUAUGAUCAUAUUGGGAUCGGGGUACGGGCUCCUGGUCGGCUUUCUCAGUCGCAAGGGAAUCAACCUGGCGUCAAGAAGACGAUGGGUCGACAAAGAGUGUUUCUGCUUAUUUCCCGUCGCCAUCGGGCUUUUUCUCGUCGGCACUUGCGGAUGUUUUGGCACCGAUGAGACUUUGGCCUGUUUCAUUGCAGGCUGCUCGUUGAACUGGGACGGACUGUAUCAUUCUGAACUAGAAGCCCGUCACGAUUCGUUCAACUUGGCGAUCGAAACAGUCUUGAACUUCGGCACGUUCAUCUUUAUCGGCCUGAGUAUGCCUUGGGACCAAAUGAACAUGCCGCAUGCCACCGGGAUAUCGAUUCCACGUCUCAUAACCUUGGGGAUACUCAUCCUCCUCUUCAGGCGCAUCCCGGCCGUGAUGCUAGGGUAUCGUUUCAUGCCGAAGGUCUGCAGGGUGGGAGCGAUCUCUUAUGUGGAAUAUGCACGUCGACUGCUGCCCGAUCCCGGCCAGAGCGAUGCGGAGAUCAACCAUCUGACAGCGGCGAUGGUUCCUGUGGUGUACUGGCUUGUAUUCUUCUCCAUCGUGGUCCACGGCCUCUCCAUCCCCGCACUAAACGGGGUCUACCGCUGGUUCCAGGUACCAAUCAUUCGCGACCACCCCGUCGAGGUCCUGCUUCUGUCGGAGAACGAGCCAUUGCCCAAUAACAGCACGGUCGACCGUCCUGGCCACUUCGUCAUCAACAACCGCUUCUCUUGCCUGUCGGACCGUCCAGAGCUUCCUGACCUUUCAGAGGAGAUGUCCUUAGAAGCGCAGGAUUUCGGAUCAGCGGAGCAGUCCACCAAAAGAUCCUCCCGGCAAGUGGAGAACAUAUAUACAGCAUAA